Spirodela intermedia is the source of this 114-nucleotide messenger RNA. The record is from the annotation of a GenBank genome assembly. NCBI's taxonomy places the organism in Eukaryota, Viridiplantae, Streptophyta, Magnoliopsida, Alismatales, Araceae.
AUGGGAGAAGACCUAACGCCGCGCCGGCGGCGUGAAGCGGCGCCGCCGGGCUCCCCUCGGCGGGGCUUGCGACGUUUGCGGGCAUCAGAAGAGUCUGAGAAACGAUGGACAUAG